UGCCAGCCGUCUCCUCGUCUGAGCGAUUCCACUUCAUUCUAAGAACCGUGAGCAACGACUCCGCACCGGGCUGAAGUUUGCCGAGCACAACGUUUAAAGCGCUCAGUCAGAUAGAUAGGUUCAUGUGGCGGUACCCCGGUCUCAGCGUAGUAUUUUCGGCCAAAAAGUGGGAUCCUCCACCGCGGGCUCUUCAAAGUCAGCUGCUACUCCUGUUUUAAAGAGGGGACAUGUUCUUGUUUGCGCCGUGUUGUUGAGGAGAGGUAGCAAACGCUCAUCUUAUCCAACACCUCCGGAUGUACUGCAGUGUGAUAAAGCCCAGUGCCGGUAGCCACUGUGCCGCGGAGUGAAGGAGUACAACAGAAGUGCACCAUGUUGAGAUUACGCACCGCUGUCCUGUGCGCUUUCUCUUUUCUCUCACUGACAGUGGGAGCGGAUGUAAAAACUCAAAACUGCAGCCAGGUCAGAGACGCUUACACCGCUAAAGGCUUCAGCUUUACCAAUGUCCCUUACCAGGAAAUCUCAGGUGAGCAUCUGCGCGUGUGCUCCCAAGAGAAGACCUGCUGCUCGUCAGAGAUGGAGGACGCUUUCAGCCAACAGAGCAAAAUUGACUUUGAGAAUGUGCUGGAUGGAAUUAGCGAAGGCCUGCGGGCCACAUUCGUGUCAAGGCAUAAAAUGUUUGACGAGUUCUUCCUGGAGCUCCUGGACAACACCGAGCGCUCUCUCAACGAGAUGUUCGUGAGGACGUACGGCAAGCCCUACAUGCAGAACGCCGAGGUGUUCCAGGCCUUGUUUGCGGAGCUGAAGCGCUACUACAAGGGCGGCAACGUCAACCUGGAGGAAAUGCUCAACGACUUUUGGACACGGCUGCUGGAGCGCAUGUUCAAGCUUCUCAACUCCCAGUUCGUGAUCACCGAGGACUACCUGGAAUGUAUCAACAAGUACACGGAGCAGCUCAAGCCCUUUGGAGACGUGCCCAAGAAACUGAAGUCUCAGGUUACGAGGGCUUUCAUCGCAGCACGCACAUUCGUCCAGGGCCUCACCGUCGGCAAAGAGGUAGCCAACAGGGUAUCUAAGGUUAGCAUGUCCCCGGCUUGCCUAAGAGCGCUCACCAAAAUAUUCUACUGUCCCUAUUGCCAAGGCGUGCCAUCAGCCAAGCCCUGCAAGAACUAUUGCCUGAACGUGAUGAAGGGCUGCCUGGCCAACCAGGCCGAUCUGGACCCGGAGUGGAAUCAGUACAUCGAUGCCAUGUUGCUGGUGACUGAGAGACUGGAGGGACCCUUCAACAUUGAGUCUGUCAUGGAGCCGAUCGAUGUCAAGAUCUCCGAAGCCAUCAUGAAUAUGCAAGAUAGUAGUCUUGAGAUCACCCAAAGAGUUUUUCAAGGAUGCGGUCAACCCAAGCCCUCAGGAAUGGGCAGGUCUGCCCGUGGCAUCUCGGAUGUGUUCACCGCCCGCUUCAAGCCCUACAGCCCCGAGGAGCACCCCACCACAGCGGCGGGCACCAGCCUGGACAGAUUGGUUGUUGAUGUGAAAGAGAGGCUGAGGAACUCAAAGAAGUUCUGGUCCAGCCUGCCAGAUGGCAUCUGCCAAGAGGAUAAUGUAACGGUCAGCGAGUCCGACUCUGAAGACUGCUGGAAUGGCCACAGCAUGGGCAGGUAUCUCCCUGAGGUGCUGAAGGACGGUCUGACCCACCAGGCCAAUAACCCAGAGGUGGGGGUGGACAUCACACGGCCCGACACCUUCAUCCGCCAGCACAUCAUGACCCUCAGAAUGAUGACCAACAAGCUGAAGAACGCCUUCAACGGCAACGACAUUUACUUUCAAGACUCCAGUGAUGAGGGCAGUGGCUCGGGCAGUGGGAGUGGAUGCCUGGAGCCGUGCGUGACGGAGCAGGAGCCGGUCCAGACGGAGGGGCCGGUGGUGGAGGCGGACCGGGGCGAGGAUCACUCUUCCUCCUCCUCUUCCUCCGCACACACACACUCCUCCUCCUCCGCCACCCUCCUCCUCCUCCUCCUCCUCUCCCUCUCAGCACUCGCACUGCACAGCCACUGGAGAUAGUGCCAGGAGAGCAGCCCCACAUUCACACACACACACACACACACACACACACACACACACACACACACAAAUAUAUAAAUAUAUACAUGACAGACUGCAGUUUUUCUAUGCUGUUUUUUUGUACACAAUCUGCCACUAAGACUUGUGUUUGGUCUUCUUACCUGGACGUGUGUGAGAAGUGUGAAGUGGGGGGCGGUCGGCAUCGGCCAGCGUCGGUCAGCCACCUCCCCUCAGCUUUCCCAAAGAGUGUGUUCAGCGCCAUGACCUGAGUCAGCCCUCUCCGAGCAGACGGACACGCCCGGUGUCCCGCGACACGAUAGAGGUCCUCUCAUACUUACGUCUGUGUGUAACGCUAUUCUUGUUUUUUUUUUUUUGUUUUUUUUUUUAAAAACAUACCUUUUUCCUCUUAUUUGUAUCUUAAAGUAGGACUUUUUUGCUGAACACGAACAGAGAGCAACACUUCAACACUGUGGUCGUUUGUGUGGGAUAGCUACUUGCUACAGUGAUGCAGUGUCCGAUUAGUCAGUAUUCAGUAUUAGGUCCCACCACUUGAUUGUAUUCAAAUAUUACCACUUGAAAUGUAUGUUCUGGGAGGUCAAGGACUAUUAGAGUGAUUGAUGUUUUUUUUUCUACCAGAAAAGAUGUCAUGUUUUGCAUAUACAUAAUGAUACACAUGGGAUUUUUUAAAUAUA
This is a messenger RNA of Sardina pilchardus (European sardine), 2747 nucleotides long. It is a transcript of the gene gpc6b, whose product is annotated as glypican 6b. Gene Ontology annotation, cellular component: plasma membrane; cell surface; extracellular region. Bases 370 to 2055 code for a protein of 561 amino acids. Lineage: Eukaryota; Metazoa; Chordata; Actinopteri; Clupeiformes; Clupeidae. The record is from RefSeq and is a predicted model, not a curated record. The transcript has 9 exons. Gene Ontology annotation, biological process: regulation of signal transduction; regulation of protein localization to membrane; cell migration.